Molecule: messenger RNA, 552 nt
Organism: Prorocentrum cordatum
Lineage: Eukaryota; Dinophyceae; Prorocentrales; Prorocentraceae
Source: the annotation of a GenBank genome assembly
AGGCGCCGCGGGCGGCCGCGGCCGCCCCGGCGUGCGGCGGCUCGCCCUGCGGCGGUGCCCCUUCGGAGGGGGCGACGGAGGACUGGACCGCCGAGGACCCGCUGCUCGCGUGCCCUGCGUCGCCGGGGGACGCCUCAGAGGUGCUGGAGGACGACGGGGGCAGGCUGUACGACGAGGGCUGGUGGCGCCCGCCUCGGGGCCAGUCGGGGCACGGUGGCGCGCCGCCAGACGCCGCCUACAUGCGCAGCCUCGCGCCGCCGACCACCUCAGGCCUCGCCGCGGCGCCCCUCGGCAUGGGCGCGGUCCUCGCGGCGGCGCCCACGCGGCACCCGCCCGAGACGUGCACCGGGCUCACGCCGAGGAUGGCUUGGCGUGCCAGCUGACGGCGUCGCCGCCACGCCGCCCGCGCCUGCCACGCGCCCGAGCUGCCCGGGGCCCCUUCCCCGACGCCCGCGGUGCAGCCCGAGCAGCCUCCCGCCGACCCCGAGGCCCCGGCAGAGGCCGGAUAUGGCCUUGGCAUCGCUCGGACGUGUGCAUUUUUCUUUCGGCGAG